Puccinia graminis f. sp. tritici CRL 75-36-700-3 is the source of this 1631-nucleotide messenger RNA. RefSeq lists its product as uncharacterized. The record is from RefSeq and is a predicted model, not a curated record. The annotation marks the transcript as partial. The transcript has 2 exons. NCBI's taxonomy places the organism in Eukaryota, Fungi, Basidiomycota, Pucciniomycetes, Pucciniales, Pucciniaceae.
UGUCAGAUCAAUUGACUCCGGCUAUUGCUGCGACAGUCGCCGCCAAAAUCGCAGAAUCUUCUUUGACACCGGAAGCGUCUAGUUCCGGUACUUCUAAGAAACCGACUAAGAAUACUACUAUCGCGACAUCGGCUACCUACGCAAUUGAUAAGGCGGCUAAGUCCUCGUCAACUUCAGAAUCCCCUCGCACCAGCAUUUCUACUAAAUCGUCUAAGAAGACUUCACACAAACCUGCAAAAACUUCGUCUAAGAAGAUCAAGAGCCCAGAGUUCGUUCCUUCCGAUUGGGAUAGUAGCAACGAGGUGGAAUCCGAAGCGGACAAACCUCGAUCGAAGAAUUCUGUUGCUCCUAAACUCGAGAAGUCGUCCGCCAGUUCUGAUCCUAUCAAGAACAACGAACCCGCCAAAAAGCUCAGCGAUACUGAUAUUUUGAAAUCCAUACACAUCCAUAAGAACCUGAUCAAACCAGCUCCGUUAACUGAGAAAGAUCCGAUCGGCCUACAGAUUCCUGAGACCGCAGGACUCACUCAGUCUACUCAGCCAGACAAUCCUAGUCCGGUUCAAGUGAUCAACGUUCAGCCGGUCCAGUCCUUUCCGAAAAUUUCAGGAGACGCAGCCGUGCAAAAGAAGAUUGAAAACUAUUUCGUGCCUCAAGGAAGAACGGUUCGAUCCGAGUCUACAACUUCCUCCGCUCAACCAAGCUUAUCGUUCACUACUGAACCUUACGAGCCGGCCAGCGAGAGCGAUCUGGACAUUAUCACGGGAGCCACCGCCCAGCUCUGGUCGAAGCCCAAGAUCUCAAAGGGGCGCCUCGGGGACGAUAUUCUAGCAAGGUAUCCUCGACCUCUUCAUCCGCUUCUCCAGUCGGUGAAGCUGUAUCAGGAAUACUACCGUCAAGCGACGGAGAAGAACGACGAGGACAUGAAGGUCGUAGCGAUCUCCAAAGCUUCCGAGUUGCAGGACGAUCUGACGGACAAGAUCGACAGUCAGGACUUCAAGACUCUGUUUGGAGGUUGGGAUCCGAAAGCGGAGUGCGAGGAGUACCUUACGGGGCCGACGGGUCGCAAGUACAAGAGAAGCAAGGACAUUCCAGUGACCCCGACUCCAGACCCGGAGAUGCAGAUCGAUCCUCCGGCCGAAGUACCACCCCUCCACCAAGGGACGAGUCAACAGUACCAGCAAGGAUAUUACAGCCAGCAGGGGUACCCGUACCCGCAAGCCUAUCAACAGCAGCCUCAAGCGGGUCAGUACUUCAACCCAGCGAGUCCCUACUACCCUCAACCGGUAGCGAACACCGCUCCAGUUCCGUACCCUCACGUACCGACCAGCGAAGUCCCUCCAAACAGGACCAACCAAAACCGCAAUCGCAACAACAACCUUCGCAACCAAGCGCACAGAGCGCCAAACAAUUUCCGACCGAUGAGCGCAAACGGCCCUCGUCAGCGUACGAAUUCUCAAACAGCCAGAGAGAAUCGCCGCGUAGCUUACCAAAGGUCGAUUCAUCAAGAGAUGAUCCGACUCAGUCGCACAACCCAGGCGCAGUACCAGGCCUUGGAGGCGAUGCGCGAGCAGAGCGCCGGAUACGGGAAUCGUCGUCAACCCCAAGAGGGAGGGGCGAAUCAAAACUACUAA